Molecule: messenger RNA, 555 nt
Organism: Ogataea haglerorum
Lineage: Eukaryota; Fungi; Ascomycota; Pichiomycetes; Pichiales; Pichiaceae
Exons: 2
Coding region: 1-555 (184 amino acids)
Source: RefSeq, a predicted model, not a curated record
AUGAACAGCGAAAAGCUCCACAGGUACCCGCCUGGGGACAGUGGACAACACUCCACUGAUCUUGGCGAAAGCCAUUGUUCUCUUGAAAUCGGCGUUGAAAAAAAGGAAGUAGGUUGCGAGGGCAGCGUUGAGAGCCACGUAGAGGAGAAAUACGCGGUACGCCUUGCCUAUUUGCUCCUCGUUCGAGCCAGGAACGUCUAUAGGGGGUCUUGUGAGGUACGCGCAGAGGAUCAGGAUGAGCGAGUAGCCAAUGGCUUGGGCGGCGACCUGUAUAAGCCCAAGUUGGGAGUAGAUGCACUGGAACUUGUUGAGCUCGCUCAAGCAGCAAGUGCGUGCGGGAGAGCUGACCAGCAGCAGGUUAACAAGAGAAGAGAACCCGGACGUGGACCCCAGCAGCAGAAACAGUGGCGACAGGCCCUCACUCGUUCUUCGGUUGAUGAUCUUGACAUGUUGAGGUAUGUAGGACACAUAGAUGCCCAAUGCCAGCAGGGAGCCUAUCAAAAACCCAAAUACGGACGGGUUCCGAUAAAUAGCACAGGACUCCAUCACAAAUAA